Messenger RNA from Ceraceosorus bombacis, 946 nucleotides. The record is from the annotation of a GenBank genome assembly. Lineage: Eukaryota; Fungi; Basidiomycota; Exobasidiomycetes; Ceraceosorales; Ceraceosoraceae.
AUGUCUGUCGAGCAGCAGGAACAGGCAUUCAAGCCAUCCAAGCUCGGCACAAAGGCACACUGGGAUGAGUGCUACGAGAGGGAAUUGGUCAAUUGGCGCGAGUGCGAGGAAGAAGGCGAGAUAUGGUGAGCAUACACGCACGACGCGAUUUUCUUCCAUGUCUCGAGUUCGUUGCGUGGGUGUACCUCGCUCUGCCCGUGUAACGCAUGGCUGAGAGCUAUGAUCACUGUAACUGCCAUACCCAACGACUCAGGUUCGGCCAGCAAGCUGCACGACGAAUGGUGUUGCAGCUCAAACAGCUCCGUCUGAGCAGCCCGACGAUCCUAGACUUGGGCACGGGAAACGGGAUGCUCCUCCACGACGUUCUCGACGAAGAAUUGACGGAGCCGGAAAAGUCGAUGGGUGUGGACUAUUCGGCGGCAUCUAUCGAGCUAGCUGGUUCCAUCGCGCAAGAACGGGGGAGAGGGCUGGAACGGGUGCGAUGGCAAGUGCUGGAUCUCGUUGGUGACGAACAGUCUGUGGGAGCGUGCGGGCAGUGGGAUGUCUUGUUGGACAAGGGUACAGUGAGUGGGAGCAUACUUUGGUCAAGGAGCACUCAGCUGCAGGGUAGCAGCAUCCCACUGCUUGCGAAGAUUGCCUAACGGGCUCGCAUGGUGUAUCCACUCAGCUCGACGCCAUCGCCCUAUCCGCUCACUCCGAAGCAGCGAUCACCGCCUACGUUCGAUCCACGAGAAAAUUACGCAGUCCUGCAGGAGUGCUGAUCCUCACAUCAUGCAAUUUCACACUGGAAGAACUGAAGCGCCUCUUCACGCAAGACCAAAGCAUGGGAGAUGAAGACGAAGUGGUGGAGAGCAAUGUGGCUGCACCUCCCACUUUCAGCUUUGGCGGUCGAACAGGAAGCACCACGACAGUCAUCAUGGUGCGAAGCAAGUCGCCGGGCAGAUGA